CUCUUCCGCCUCGCCGUGGUGUCUAACCGUACGGCAGCGAGGACGCAGCAGGGAGAGGGAACGCCAAAGCCAAUCAUUAGCUAGCUUGAGGGAGAGGCAGAUCGAAGCAUGGCUCAGCUGGUCGCCAUGGCUCAGCCGGCGAGCUCGGGCGCUGCCACGGCGCCGCACGCCGCGCACAAGAUCCCGGCCGGCGACGGGCCGUACGCGCGGGCCAAGCACUUCCAGCUGGUGGAGAAGGACCUAGACGCGUCGAUCGCGUGGUUCUGGAAGGCGAUCAACACGGGCGACAAGUCGGACAGCGCGCUCAAGGACAUGGCCGUGGUGAUGAAGCAACGUGGGUACCUCACUGAGGCCAUCGACGCCAUCAAGUCGCUGCGGCACCUCUGCCCCAAGCAGUCCCAGGAGUCCCUCGAUAACAUCCUCCUUGACCUCUACAAGGCCAGCGGCCGGACCAAGGAGGAGAUCGAGCUGCUCAAGCAGAAGCUCCGCAAGAUCUACCUCGGCGAGACGUUCCACGGCAAGACCACCAAGCGCGCCCGCUCGCACGGCCGCAAGAUCCACGUAUCCGUCAGCCAAGAAACCUCGCGCGUCCUGGGCAACCUCGCGUGGGCGUACAUGCAGCAGCGCAACUUCAUGGCGGCGGAGGUGGUGUACCGGAAGGCGCAGAUGAUCGACCCGGACGCCAACAAGGCGUGCAACCUCGCGCUCUGCCUCAUCGAGCAGUCCAGCCUCGCCGACGCCGAGCUCGUCCUCGCCGACGUGCUCUCGGGGAGGGACCAGGCCCGCGACCAGCAAGACGGCAAGAUCGUCAGGAAGGUGGAGGAGCUGCUGGCCCGGAUCAUGGCGCAGACGUCGCCGGGCGGGGGUGGUGCCGCCGACGGCCGACGCGAGGACAAGGACGACGAUAGAUGGGUCGAGGACGACAUGUUGGCGCUGCUGGAGGUGGCGGUCCCGGUGAAGGAGUGGGCACCGCCGUACAGGAAGAGCAACAGGAGGCUGCCCGUGUUCGAGGAGAUCUCACUUAUUUACAGGGAGCAGAUGGCUUGUUAAUUAGAAGCGACAAGUAUAGCAGGAUCUGGUAGGGAGUGCCGAGCUCCAUGCACCAUUGAGCUACUGGAUGAACUCGUCGGUGCACGGUGCAUUGUACGCAAGAGAUAGUUUGUGCAAUUGCAUCAGGCAGAAAAGUGAAGCGUGAACUUAAAAAAGUGUGUGCCCUAUGCUUGCAUCUUAGUUCGUAUGUGCAUGGUUCGUGUCGAUGCAUAGAAAUGUGUACAUAUCUUUGUAACCAGUGCAACUUGAACCAUCAU
Molecule: messenger RNA, 1307 nt
Organism: Phragmites australis (common reed)
Lineage: Eukaryota; Viridiplantae; Streptophyta; Magnoliopsida; Poales; Poaceae
Product: protein SULFUR DEFICIENCY-INDUCED 2-like
Exons: 3
Coding region: 109-1050 (313 amino acids)
Molecular function (GO): protein binding
Source: RefSeq, a predicted model, not a curated record